AUGAAGUCCCUGUCCCUGCUUUUCCUGCUGUUGGCAGGUGCAGCCAGUGCUGCUGUCUCACCCCGGGCUGUGUGGGAGCUCCGCAAGAUGAUCAAGUGCACCAUCCCGGGCAGCCAUCCUCUGCUGGACUUUGGUGACUAUGGCUGCUACUGUGGCCUGGGAGGCAGUGGGACUCCAGUGGACGAGCUGGACAGGUGCUGUCAAGUACAUGAUCACUGCUACUCACAGGCAAUGAAACUAGCCUCAUGCAAACACAUCUGGGACAGCCCCUACACAGAGGUGUACAAAUUCAGCUGCUCCAAGGGGGAGAUUACCUGUCACAGCAAGAACGACGAGUGCGAGAUGUUCAUCUGCAACUGCGACCGCGCCGCUGCCAUGUGCUUCGCCAAGGCGCCCUACAACCCUGCGAACAAGAAGCUGGACACCAACAAAUACUGCAAAUAG
This is a messenger RNA of Chaetura pelagica (chimney swift), 444 nucleotides long. RefSeq names its product phospholipase A2, group IB (pancreas) (gene PLA2G1B). Gene Ontology annotation, biological process: phospholipid metabolic process; arachidonate secretion; lipid catabolic process. The transcript has 4 exons. Bases 1 to 444 code for a protein of 147 amino acids. The record is from RefSeq and is a predicted model, not a curated record. Gene Ontology annotation, molecular function: signaling receptor binding; calcium ion binding; phospholipid binding. NCBI's taxonomy places the organism in Eukaryota, Metazoa, Chordata, Aves, Apodiformes, Apodidae.